CAACAGACCGCGCGAUCGCUCGCAUCGCCGACGCGAAGCGAGAGGGGGAGAGAGAGAAAGAGAGAGAGCGAGAGAGAACGAGUGAAAGGAAGAGAGUGAGAGAGAGAGAGAGAGAGAGAGACGAAAAAAGUGCGCGAGUGUGGCGUGUGCAUACGCGCGCGAAAGGAAGCGAAAGAGAAAGAUCAAAAUAAGAGGGAAAGGCACAUCGAGGGAGAACGAGAGGAGAGAAAGAGAGGAGGAGAGAGAAAGGAAGAGCGAAGACUACGAUUCGUCUUGGUCGUCGUUGCCGUCAUCGUCGUCGUCGUCAUCGUCGUCGUGCCGCUCGGUCUCGCCUGAACAAAGGAAGGUUCUUCUCUCCCUCGGCUCUCCGCGUCGAGGGUCGUUUCCGAUCGACGAACCGUCGGGAUCCUUCCUCGGGUAUCUUCGGCACGGCUCGUGCGCGUCGGGCGCGCACGAAGCGGUCAGUCACGUAGCAGCGGCCGAGACGUGAGGAACAAAGGACGGCGGCAGGAUCUGCGCGCGCGAGAGAGGGAGACGAGCGCAGUGCGGGAUAACAAAACGAGCGUUGUGCUCAACACGGCGGUCGUGCGCGUUACUCCCGGCGACAUUGUUGACACUCGCGAUCGCGAGGAGCGAGCGGCGUAAACCCGACGGUCUAUCGAGAUAUCUCUCUUAAAUCGUGAGAGAAAGAGGAACUCUUCAUUCGGCGCGGCGAGUUUCGCGACAGAGAAGAGAAGAGAGGAGUGGAGUCCCGCGAGAGAUUCGCGCGAGCUCGAUUCGUUAAUCUGUGCAUUGUGCGUUGUUUUCUGCUUUUUUUAUACUUUUCUAUCCUUCGACGAUAUCCCAGCGCGACGAUUCCAGAAUAAGAGGGAGCGAGAGGAAGAAGGAAAGAAAGAAAGGAGCAGCAGCGGUAGCAUACCUGCCUGUCGGACAUCCCUCGUAUUCGAAAGGGACGUGAUUUGUGAGUAAAGGAAAGAAAAGAAGAGGACUGAUAUACGAGCGAGUAUUGAGAGGACAGCGGUGGAAGGAAGAGGAAGAAAGAGGGAACGAGACCCGGAUUUUCUGGCCUGCCUGCUUGCUCGCUUGCUUGCCUGCCUGCCUGCCUGCCCGUUUGCCUGAUUGCCUGCUUGCCUGCGCGACGAACCGGCGACCUAACCUAACGACAACGACGGCCGAGAGAAGUGCGCGCGAGAAUCGGAGAGAAAGAGAGAAAAUCUCGUUGUGUGAGGGUCGGAGGAGAAGUAGAAGUCGAAAGGACGAAAGUGAAAAGGUAAAAUCGGCUCUCCGGAGCGUUCUCUGCUACUCCACCUCGUCUUUUGUCUUAACGUCGUGGAUUUUCGUGUGACAUGUGCCGCGGAGUGUACCGCGAUUGAAGGGAGAACUCGAACGGAAAGCAUCAACGUUCAUUUCGCAGCGCACGGAUUAUCCUCGUAUUUACGGGAUGCCGGUUGACUGAAGAUGGCCUCGCCGACACCCUCGCUGGAAUCGCGCGCAAAUUCCCUCGGGUCCCCGGUCUCGCUGUCCCCGGUAACGGUGAGCGGCAGCUCGCCGCCUGCUAGCGAUUCGGCGAUCUGCGACGUCGACAGCUGCGACUUGUGCCUCGACGCACCGAAAUCGGGCGAGGAUCCGUGCCCGCGCUGCCGGCUGGGUAGCACCGGUGGCACCAGUCGCAUCCGUUGUACCGGCUGCAAGUCUACUGAGGCUGGCGCAGUAGCGCGUUGUUACGAUUGUGAUCAAUUUCUCUGUCCAAAUUGCGUGAUGGCACAUCAAUUCAUGCUCUGCUUUGAGGGCCACCGAGUAUUGAACCUGGCCGACUCCAAGCUGGAGACCGUCGGCGGCGGUGGCGGCGGCGGUGGUAACACGAUCACCUCGACGACAGAAUUGCCUAAGAGCGUUUGCAACGGCGGCAACAACGGCGGAGGUGGCGGUGGUGGUAACAAUUUGGUUAUCAACGGCACCGGAAACAGCAACAACGGCGGCAACGCCGAGAAGAUACACUUCUGCUCGCGGCACAAGCAGGAGAUAAUCAAGUACUUUUGCCGCAGCUGCAAUCUGCCUAUCUGCAAGGAGUGCACGUUGACGGAACAUUCGGCGCCGUUGCAUGACUGCGCCCACGUCUCGGAUGUGGGUGCGCAGCAGAUGGAAGCGUUAGCACGGAUCGUCCAGGAGUGCCGCACGAAGGCGGCAGAUGCGCGCGCGGCGGUCAAAGCAGCGGAUCAUAAUGUCGCAGUUCUACAGGUGCAGUAUCACAAGGCGCAGAACGAGAUCAACGACACUUUCCUGUUUUACAAAUCGAUGCUGGAUGAACGCAAGCAGGAGCUGCUGAAGGAGCUCGACUCGGUCUUCUCGACGAAGCAGAUCUCCUUGAACGUGCUCGGACAGCGAGCCAACGAAAUGGCGGACAAGAUGAUGCAGACCUGUGACUUCGUCGAACGUGUAACCAAGGUUACUAGCGUCACCGACUUUCUUAUGGUUAAGAAGAUCCUUGAAUCCAAGCUCCAGACACUGCUCAAUUACACACCGACCACGGAUAUAGCCAAUCAGACCGCGGAUCUCGAGUUUGUCAGCAAUUACCAGGCGAUACAAGUGGGCGUAAGGAACACCUUUGGUUACGUGCGAAGUAAUAGCAAUAGCGAAAACAAUGCUGGCUCGAUCGGCAAGCAGCCUCCUAUCGCGAGACCUACCGCUCUGUCGAGCAACGGCAUUGGUAGCGGCGGCGGCGGCGGCGGCGGCGGCGGCGGCGGUAGUAACAUCAGCAACGGACCCAUAAGCGGCGCGAACUCUUUAGGCGGACUUCUUUUGGAUCGGACUUACAGCAACGGCCUGAUCUCCUCCAGCAUGAAUUGCGGCUCGUCAUCGUCACCCUCCUCGAUCGACACCAUCAGUACCGUGAUCUCUAAACGCUUUAGUUCGGCCAACAGCCUCGGCCCGUUCUCCACAACGAUUAGCGACGUCAAUCUGAACGGCAUGAACGCCAAUCCGUACGAAAAGUGGAGCAAUGGAGGUAGUGACACUUAUCCAGUAGUGACGACGAACGAUCACUUCGCGAUGCCGUCGGUAGCCGUAGCGACGAACGCCGCACCAGGCGAUUCCGUCCUUGACUUGACCUCGAAAUUGAUGUCCGCCACUGCAAUAUUCCCACCUAAAUCGCAGAUCAAACGGCAAAAGAUGAUAUACCAUUGUAAAUUCGGCGAGUUCGGCGUAAUGGAAGGUCAAUUUACCGAGCCGUCAGGCGUCGCGGUAAACGCGCAGAACGACAUUAUCGUUGCCGAUACGAACAAUCAUCGCAUUCAGAUCUUCGACAAAGAGGGCAGGUUCAAGUUUCAGUUCGGCGAAUGCGGCAAACGGGAUGGUCAGCUGCUUUAUCCAAAUCGUGUCGCCGUCGUGAAGACGUCCGGUGACAUUAUCGUUACGGAACGUUCGCCGACUCAUCAGAUACAAAUCUACAAUCAGUACGGUCAGUUUGUACGCAAGUUUGGUGCGAACAUUCUUCAACAUCCACGCGGCGUCACCGUCGACUCGAAGGGACGAAUCGUCGUCGUGGAGUGCAAAGUGAUGCGAGUCAUCAUCUUUGAUCAGACUGGCAACGUUCUGCAAAAGUUCGGCUGCUCGAAACACCUCGAGUUCCCGAAUGGCGUAGUAGUGAACGAUAAACAGGAGAUUUUCAUCAGCGACAAUCGUGCCCAUUGUGUCAAAGUUUUCAACUACGAGGGCGCUUACUUACGGCAGAUCGGUGGCGAGGGCAUCACCAAUUAUCCGAUCGGUGUGGGCAUCAACACGCAUGGCGAAAUACUAAUAGCGGACAAUCAUAACAAUUUCAACCUGACCAUCUUCACGCAGGAUGGCCAGUUGGUCUCGGCUCUCGAGAGUAAGGUCAAGCACGCGCAGUGUUUCGACGUGGCGCUAAUGGACGACGGCUCGGUCGUAUUGGCCAGUAAGGAUUAUCGGCUGUACAUAUACCGCUAUGUACAAGUACCGCCGAUUGGCAUGUAGAGCAGUGACGCGUCACGACGACGACGAUGAUCGUCGUGCGCCAGUGUCAACGUUUUUCAUCGUGUCAUUAUCGCCAUCAUUAUCGCCGCUCCUCGUUGGACGGUCGCGUGGCUGCGAUCUCAUCGUGAUCUUUCCUCUCAUCAAUGUUCGCCUGUCUUCUUCUUCUACGUCCACUCCACCGCCGAAGCUCGCGCGCUAGACUCUACCACAUCGUUUGCACAUCACCUUCCUCGCUCGUUUCACCAACGAGACGUUUUCACGGCGAACCAUCCCCAUGAGAAAGGAAACGCACCGUUUAUUGCUCCAUACGCAAUUCUCAAGGGACCGACUUCCGAGCAAGUGUCGUUCGUACAGCAAGAAAUUGGGAGUCCCCUCGCCGGAACUUUCCCGAGGCACUCUUUCUGUGGUCUCUGCCGAACGACGGACAUCAUCGACGGUAUGCGAGAAAGCACGCGCGCGCGCGCGCGCUUCCCUCGACAUCCUCCUCGCGUUUCUGCGAGCUUGCUCCUCUUUAUCCCGCAUGGACGAGCGGAAAAAGAGGAGAAACGCGCGCGAUGUUUUGUGUGUCGUAUUAGCCCUCGCGACGCUGGGCUGUCGAAGACCCGCCAACAAGGGAAAAAGAGUGAGAGAGGAA
Messenger RNA from Pogonomyrmex barbatus (red harvester ant), 4627 nucleotides. It is a transcript of the gene brat, whose product is annotated as tripartite motif-containing protein brain tumor. Lineage: Eukaryota; Metazoa; Arthropoda; Insecta; Hymenoptera; Formicidae. The record is from RefSeq and is a predicted model, not a curated record. Gene Ontology annotation, molecular function: zinc ion binding; mRNA 3'-UTR binding; protein binding.